Molecule: messenger RNA, 1246 nt
Organism: Argentina anserina (silverweed cinquefoil)
Lineage: Eukaryota; Viridiplantae; Streptophyta; Magnoliopsida; Rosales; Rosaceae
Product: heme-binding-like protein At3g10130, chloroplastic
Exons: 8
Coding region: 55-948 (297 amino acids)
Source: RefSeq, a predicted model, not a curated record
CCUUCUCCUCUUUCUCUCUGCAACUCAGAAAUUCAAAAUUCCAAAACCACAGAAAUGCUUCUUCUCAAAGCCACAGUCUUCACUCCGCCACCCCAAUCCAAAACCCUUACUCAAAACCCUAACCCGCUCACCGCCACAACCAUCUCCAUGGCCGCCGAUCGCCCCGCCGUGCAGCGAAAAAGGACUAUGUCCGCUCUCGAGGCCCGAAUCUCACUCGUCGCCGCUCUCGCCGCCCAAGCCUCCGCCGUCUCGCAGCGACUUUUGCUUGAUUUGGCUACGGAGACGGCGAAGUACGUCUUCCCCAAGCAAUUCGAGGCUCGGUCUCUCGAGGAAGCUCUCAUGUCAGUUCCGGACUUGGAGACGGUGAAGUUUAAAGUUUUGAGUAGGAGAGACCAGUAUGAGAUUAGAGAAGUCGAGCCUUACUUUAUAGCAGAGGCAACGAUGCCUGGAAAGACUGGUUUUGACUUCAAUGGUUCUUCGCAAUCGUUCAAUGUCUUAGCUGAAUACCUGUUUGGUAAGAAUACCACAAAGGAGACAAUGGAAAUGACCACACCGGUUUUUACGCGUAAAGUUCAGUCUGAUGGAGAGAAGAUGGAAAUGACAACUCCAGUGAUAACAAAGAGGGUGGAAGAUGAAGAAAAAUGGAAAAUGUCUUUUGUCAUGCCCGCAAAAUAUGGUGCCAAUUUGCCAUUGCCUAAAGAUCCAUCUGUAAAGAUCAAAGAGGUUCCAAGGAAGUUAGUUGCAGUUGUUGCCUUUUCUGGUUUUGUCACUGAUGAGGAAAUUAAGCAACGGGAAUCCAAGUUAAGGAAAGCUUUGAAAGAUGAUAGACAAUACCACGUGAAGGAGGGCACUCCAGUGGAAAUUGCACAGUACAAUCCACCAUUUACGCUUCCAUUUCAACGGCGUAAUGAGAUCAGUCUGGAAGUUGAAAGUAAAGAGGAUAUAUAGUUUCUAAUUGUCUAUCCAAAAACUUAGAAUCUUGCAGUCGAUCGUACACUGCUCUCUUGUAAAGAAACUGAAGCAGCUGGUUGGUUAUCUUCUCAAUUAAAAUAUGUAAUAUCAUACAGCAUAUAGGAUUAGGAAAUACAUAAAGAUUAUGAGUUUAUGACAUACCUAUCUUAUGUUUCAAUGACAAGCGUAUGUUUGGGGUGAACAGUUCAUUUAUGUAUUAUCUACUAUAUGUUUGUUGGAAUCUGUGAAAUUGUAAUAUGUAAAGCAAGCUUAUAUUGCAAGCGGGCACUUGGUA